Molecule: messenger RNA, 300 nt
Organism: Aspergillus luchuensis
Lineage: Eukaryota; Fungi; Ascomycota; Eurotiomycetes; Eurotiales; Aspergillaceae
Exons: 2
Coding region: 1-300 (99 amino acids)
Source: RefSeq, a predicted model, not a curated record
AUGCAGGCAUUAGUACGCAGACCAUUCCUCUACUCGAUGAAGCGACAUCGAACCAAUCUUCACCCUAGUCCCAAAACUGGUACAGGUAGUACUCAGGCGCUUGGCAGCGAAGAGAUGUAUGACGAUUGUGGCAGUUACGCAUAUACUGGCUACUGUACCGAAAGCGGAGAUGGCAUGUGUCUUUGGUGUAAGCCAGAGCAGAUAUGGAUUCAGGUCGUGGAGCUGGAAAGUCAUCAGGAACUGCUACGGGAUAAUGAGAUGUGUUGGCAGACGUGUCAGGACAAUGCGCUCGAUCGAUGA